AUGGACGACCCGAUCGAAACUCAGUUCCUCGUCGUGGGAGCCGGCCCAGCCGGCAUCUCGCUCGCCUGCUUCUUGACCAUGUACGGUCUCAAGGGCCUCGUCAUAGCCUCCAGCCCCGGCACCUCCGACACUCCACGAGCACACAUAACUAACGCCGCCGCCAUCGAGUGCUUCCGUGACCUCGGGAUCGAAAAAGAGCUGGUCAAAGCUGCCAACGCCGGUUCUUCCAUCAUGCAUGUUCGCUGGUGCGCCAGCCUGGCCGGCGAGGAGUUUGGUCGCGUAUAUGCAUGGGGAAACGGGCCCGACAGAAAGGAAGACUUCGACAACGCGAGCCCCUGCAAACACUGCGACUUGCCUCAGGCGGUGCUGGAGCCUAUAUUGGUCCGGCACGCGGCGCACCACGGCUUCCCCACGCGGUUCAGCACUACGCUGCUGCACUUUCUCGAGGAGCAGGACACAGCCGGCGUCACCAAAAUCGUGGCCACGGUGCGCGACGAGCUCAGCAAGCACGAGUACCGCAUCCGGACCAAGUACCUCUUCGGGGCCGACGGCGGGCGCAGCGCCGUGGCCGCGCAGCUCGGGCUGCCCAUGGUGGUGAACCCCGGCGGCACCAUGAUGAUGAACAUCCUAGUCAAGGCGGACCUGUCGCACCUGAUGGAGUUCCGGCAGGGCAACAUGCACUGGAUCAUGCAGCCGGACCGCACGCAGGUCGACGACUUUGGCUCCGUCACCGUCGCCCGCAUGGUCAAGACGUGGGACGAGUGGGUCUUCUCGCUCGCGCACACCGCGCAGGACCCCAAGCUGACCCACCUCGACUGGGACGCCUACGUGCCGCGCAUCAAGGAGUCCAUCGGCGACGACACCCCCGUCGAGGUCCUGCACGUGUCCAAGUUCUACAUCAACGAGACAUACGCCGAGACCUACUCCAAGGGCAACGUUUUCUGCCUCGGCGACGCUGUGCACCGGCACCCGCCGUCGCGCGGCCUGGGAUCCAAUACGUGCAUCCAGGACGCAUACAACCUAGCCUGGAAGAUCGCCUACGUCGAGGCGGGCCAGGCAUCGCCGAAACUACUCGACACGUACUCGGUAGAGCGACAGCCAGUAGGCGCCGACGUCGUCCUGACAACCAACCAGACGCUGCGCAACAACUUCCCGCUCUGGGCCGACCUGGGCCUCGCGCCACCGGCGCCGCUCGGCGUGACCCCGCCGGCUCCCGCGCCACUCGCCGAGCUGGCCUCACGGUCCGACGCGGCCGGCGACGCGCGGCGCCAGGCGCUGCGCGACCACAUGGCCACCGUGGCAGGCGAGUUCAACGGGCUGGGCACGGAGAUGGGGCAGCUGUACGGGCGCGGCGGCGCCGUGUAUCUCGACGACGAGAACGCGGCGUUCCAGCCUGGCGAGGAAAGCGACCAGCACUACGCGGGCAGCACGUACCCGGGCCGGCGGCUGCCGCACGCGUGGCUCAACACGGCGGUGCCGCGGAGCGCCAUCUCGACCAUCGACCUAGCGGGCCACGGCGCGUUCGUGCUGCUGACGGGGCGGCACGGCGAGGUGUGGAAGGAUGCCGCGGCUGCGGUGGGCGCCGCGCUGAAAGUGCCCAUCAAUGCGUACUCGAUUGGCUACCGCCAGGACUGGGAGGAUGUGUAUUUCCGCUGGGAUAAGAUCCGCGAGGUCGACGAGUCAGGCGCUAUCCUCGUGCGCCCGGACCGGUUUGUGGCGUGGCGUGCUAAGCGCGUGCUCGACGGGGGGCUGUCGGCGUGCGAGGAGAAGCUGGCUACGGUCAUGAAGGCGGUCCUUGGGUCCAACUAG
Lasiosphaeria miniovina is the source of this 1809-nucleotide messenger RNA. Its product is annotated as FAD binding domain-containing protein. The coding region runs from base 1 to 1809 and encodes 602 amino acids. The transcript has 5 exons. Lineage: Eukaryota; Fungi; Ascomycota; Sordariomycetes; Sordariales; Lasiosphaeriaceae. The record is from RefSeq and is a predicted model, not a curated record. Gene Ontology annotation, molecular function: oxidoreductase activity; FAD binding.